Molecule: messenger RNA, 1230 nt
Organism: Brachypodium distachyon (stiff brome)
Lineage: Eukaryota; Viridiplantae; Streptophyta; Magnoliopsida; Poales; Poaceae
Exons: 7
Coding region: 143-1006 (287 amino acids)
Source: RefSeq, a predicted model, not a curated record
CUCUCAGCAAUCUACCUCUCCUGCACUCCAAGCACGCUCCCCCAGCGCUACAAGACAACAAGAACUCAGGAAAGAUCGUGCCCAAAGCUUGCUCGCGGUACCUUCCAACCUCUCUCCCGGGAUCACGAGCAUUGAUCGAUCGAUGGCGGCCAAGGUGGCGGCGCCGCUCCCGUUCCGCCGCGCCGUGCGGGGCCUGCCGUUCGGCCGGCGGUCGCUUGCCGGCGGCUGCGGCGGCAGGAGCGGGCUGGCUGGGAUGGGAUGGAGCAGUGGAGCCGGAAGGCUCGUGGCGCCGGCGUGGUUGCCGCGGGCGCGUGGGAGGAAUAGUAGGUCCGGCGGCCGCGGCGGCGGCGGCGCUACCAGGGAGGACGAGCGCGUGGAGGAGGAGGAGGAGGCGGAGGACGAUGCGGUGCUGAUAAUCGACGGGGAGGAGGAUGAGGAGGAGUACGACGACGAUGAUCUGUCUGGGUUCAGAGGGCUCGUUCUUGAUCUCUCGUACAGGCCGGUCAAUGUCGUCUGCUGGAAGCGUGCGAUCUGCCUCGAAUUCAUGGAGAAGGCCGAUGUUCUGGAGUACUACGAUCAGACAGUCUCUUCUCCCAGUGGAUCCUUCUACAUCCCUGCAGUUCUCAGGGUUCCGCAGCUGCUGCAGGUGGUAAAGAGAAGAAGAGUUAAGCAGUGCCUUAGCCGGAAAAACAUACUUUACAGGGAUGGAUUCAGUUGCCAGUAUUGCUCUUCUGAAGAUGAUCUCACAAUUGACCAUGUCAUCCCGACAUCACGUGGUGGCAAAUGGGAAUGGGAAAACUUGGUAGCUGCAUGCUCGAGAUGCAACUCCAGGAAGGGUCACAAGACACUGCUGCAAGCAAACAUGAAGCUUCGCAAGGUCCCCAAGGCGCCAAAGGAAUUCGACAUCAUUGCGGUGCCCUUGACGAAAUCCGCGUUCAGGACGAUCAGGAGGAAGCAAGGGCUGCCUGAAGAAUGGCUGCAGUACCUUGCCGGAUCGUCUCCAUGAUCAAAGAGCUCUUCAGACCGGAGUUCAGACCUUAACUAGUAGCCACCUAUCAAUGUGUAUAUAUUACCAGGGUCUCCUGCCAAAGAUUCAUCCCUGUGACUCUGUCCUCGAUCCAUCCCUGUUCUGUACAUACCUACCAUCAGUAAAUAAAUCUGUACAUGCCAACUGAUUUUAUCAGUAAAUAAAGCAAAGAUACUGACCUGAAUAUAUACAUUUCUCAUGCA